GCCAGCGUGUGUGGUGGCUGGCUGAGCUGUUCCCCUACUCCAACUGGAAUAAUCACCGGGGGAAAGAAGGAUAAACUGUAGAGAUAAGACAGAGAUUUUGAUCAGGCUCGGGGAGGCUUCUACGGAACUCUCAGUGCAGAAUAAAAACACACACAUUGACCAAUUUUGCUUAUUCCAAGACAAAUCCAAAAAAUUAUUGAACAUCACGACUAUUCACACACGUCGGAGGGCUUUUACUGUUUGCGACUCUAGGCUACAUGUGCACUACCAAGUGGAGCCAACUUGGAGAGAGGCACAUUUGAAGAACAUCUCUCCAACACUGUAUGAUUACUGAGAUUGAGUGGAACUUCUAAAGUUUGCAUCAUGCCAUGUUUCAUUUCACUGUGCCUCUACUUUUUGCUGGUCUUGAAACCAGUUAGGACAAUAACCGAGGACGUAGAAGUCUUGGUGAUUUUGCCAAAAAAUAAUUCCUACCUUUUUUCAUACCCAAGGGUGGCACCGGCAAUAGAUUAUGCGCAGCAGAGGUUAAAAAAAGACGGAGGGGAGUAUUCCGGGCUCCAGUUCAAAAUACAGUAUGAAAACUCCGAUUGUGGCAAUGAUGCUCUGUUUACGUUGGUGGACAAGUCAUGCGAGAAGAAGCCGGAUUUGAUUCUCGGUCCGGCGUGCGAGUACGCGGCAGCGGCGGUGGUGAGGCUGGCGUCCCACUGGAACAUUCCGGUGAUCUCAGCAGGUGCGCUGGCCACCGGCUUCAGUCACAAGAACACCGAGUAUUCCCACCUGACCCGCAUCGCGCCCUCCUACCUGAAAAUGGCAGAGACCUUCACUGCCAUGUUCCAGUACUUCACCUGGAAAAGCGCGCUGCUCGUGUACGAAGACGACAAGGAGGAGCGCAACUGUUUCUUCACUCUGGAGGGGGUCUAUCACCUGCUGGGGGACUACAACAUUGUCACUUAUGCCAUUCAUUCCAAAGAGGACCGUCUGGACACCGACGACAUCCUGCAAAACAUCUACGACACUGAAGUGGUGAUCAUGUGUGCGGGAGCAGACAUAAUACGAGAGAUCAUGCUGGCUGCACACAGACGAAGGCUGACCAGUGGCAAUUACAUCUUCUUCAAUAUUGAACUCUUCAAUUCCUCCUCUUAUGGCAAUGGCUCCUGGAAGAGAGGCGACAAGUAUGACAACGAAGCGAGGCAAGCCUACGCUUCCCUCAACACUGUGACACUGCUCAGGACAGUCAAGCCAGAGUUUGAGAACUUCUCCAUGGAGGUGCAAAAGUCCAUCCAGAAAGCAGGGGUCCACGACUGCAAAGACUGUGGAAGUAUCAAUAUGUUUGUUGAGGGAUUCCAUGAUGCCUUGCUUCUGUAUGCCAUCGCUUUGCAUGAAGCCAUGAAAAAUGGUCACAGCAAGAAGGACGGAGCGGAGAUCACGGCCCGCAUGUGGAACAGAACGUUUGAGGGAAUUGCUGGCCAGGUAUCCAUGGAUGGCAAUGGCGACAGAAAUGGAGAUUUCUCUUUAAUGGUCAUGACCAAUGUUGAAGCAGGAACCUAUGAGGUGGUGGCCAACUACUUUGGUGUAAAUGGAAGUUUUCAGGUGCUGCCAGCCUUCAACACUGACCGUUUCACACUUCAAGGAAGACGUAAAACUCACACAGAGAUACCAGACAAAUCAUCAGGUGGACUAGGAGUAUCGGCUCUGACUGGAAUCAUAGUUGGAGCACUUCUGGGAACUGCAAUGCUCAUGGCAUUCUACUUUUUCAGGAAAAACUACAGAAUAACCAUCGAGCGUCGCACACAGAGGGAGGAGUGUGACAUUGGGAAGCAUCGCCAGUUACGUGAAGACUCCAUCAGAUCAAACUUCUCAGCAGCAUAGAUCAUUCCAGAGGACCAAGUUGCUCAUUGCAUUCCCCUUCAAGGGAACCACACACUGAAAUGUGACCAAAGACUUUAUAAAGGCUGUCAAUGGAGUCAUUUUAUUUAAAAGAUGAGUAGUUUGUUUUGUAUCCUUUUGUGUUUUUAGACUUUUGGUAACUCAGGAAAGUUGUAACAGUCACAAAGCACCACUUACUUGGAUUUCCUCUCUGUAAAAAGGUAGAUAGAUGAGGUGCAUAGAAAGCCAUGACCAUGGUAUUCCAGAUUUUCACAUUUUUUUUCUUCCUUUUUU
Messenger RNA from Myripristis murdjan (pinecone soldierfish), 2160 nucleotides. RefSeq names its product natriuretic peptide receptor 3 (gene npr3). The coding region runs from base 364 to 1869 and encodes 501 amino acids. Gene Ontology annotation, biological process: signal transduction. Gene Ontology annotation, cellular component: membrane. The record is from RefSeq and is a predicted model, not a curated record. Gene Ontology annotation, molecular function: peptide hormone binding; natriuretic peptide receptor activity. NCBI's taxonomy places the organism in Eukaryota, Metazoa, Chordata, Actinopteri, Holocentriformes, Holocentridae. The transcript is spliced from 8 exons.